CCGCAGUGCCGUGCGAAGUGAGACUCCACAGUUAGGCAGAGGGAGGCUUUGGAGCGCCAGGAGCCGGGGCCGUCGGUAGAUGGCGGUAACCCAAGAAACCUAAUCCAGCGGGUUCUCUGUCUCAGUUUGCAGCACUAGCGGUGAAGGCGGAGGAGCCGAACAGUUUGAAGGACACCAAACAAGAAAGGGGAGAGCUCACGGCGGGUCCUCUCGAGUUUUGCGCGCAGCCCUCCCGAGCAGGAGAGACGGAACGCUUUUGUCUCAGAGAAAAAAAAUCAAACCGGGACAACUAAGAAGACACCAUGGAAGACAAGUCGAAUUCGUUCUCUGGCAAGGAGGAGAAGGCGGAUGGGAAUAAUGUUUUUCAGCGGCAAGACUCCAUACAGAAGAAUAACACGGGGAGCCAGAACAUGAAGGAGCACAGCAACUCCGUGGGCUUCAAGGGGGAGCGGGAAGAGGCCAUGGUCGGCUUUGACGAUCUGGAGGGGGCGGCCAGGCAACAUGGGUUUAUGCAGAGGCAAUUCGGGGCCAUGAUGCAGCCCGGAGUCAAUAAGUUCUCCUUGCGUAUGUUCGGCAGUCAGAAAGCCGUGGAGAAAGAGCAAGAGAGGGUGCAAACGGCCGGAUACUGGAUCAUUCAUCCAUAUAGCGAUUUUAGGUUCUACUGGGACUUGAUAAUGCUCAUCAUGAUGAUGGGGAAUUUAAUCAUCAUUCCUGUGGGAAUAACCUUCUUCUCAGAGCAGACCACCACCACCUGGCUGGUCUUCAACGUAGCCUCGGACACAAUCUUCCUGGUGGACCUGGUCAUGAACUUCAGGACGGGGAUUGUCAACGAGGAGAGCUCCGAGAUCAUCCUGGACCCAAAGGUCAUCAAGAUGAAUUACCUGAAGAGCUGGUUCGCUGUGGACUUCCUCUCCUCUAUUCCAGUGGAUUAUAUCUUUUUAAUAGUGGAGAAAGGCUUUGACUCAGAGGUGUAUAAAACAGCCCGUGCCCUGCGAAUCGUUCGCUUCACAAAGAUCCUCAGUCUUCUGCGUCUGUUGAGACUGUCCCGGCUCAUCAGAUACAUACAUCAGUGGGAGGAGAUUUUCCAUAUGACCUAUGACCUCGCUAGUGCAGUGGUAAGAAUAUUUAAUUUGAUAGGGAUGAUGCUGCUUCUGUGUCACUGGGAUGGCUGUCUACAGUAUCUGGUGCCUCUCCUCCAAGACUUCCCUCCCGACUGCUGGGUGUCCCUAAACGGUAUGGUUAACGUUUCCUGGGGUAAGCAGUACUCGUACGCCCUCUUCAAAGCUAUGAGCCACAUGCUUUGCAUUGGGUAUGGAGCCCGAGCACCCGUCAGCAUGUCAGACCUGUGGAUCACCAUGCUCAGUAUGAUCGUGGGCGCCACGUGCUACGCCAUGUUUGUGGGCCACGCAACAGCUUUAAUCCAAUCCCUGGACUCGUCACGCAGGCAAUACCAAGAGAAGUACAAACAAGUGGAGCAAUACAUGUCCUUCCACAAACUUCCUGCAGACAUGCGGCAAAAAAUCCACGACUACUAUGAACAUCGCUACCAAGGCAAAAUCUUUGAUGAGGACAACAUUCUGAGCGAACUAAACGACCCACUCAAAGAGGAAAUAGUCAACUUUAAUUGUCGUAAGCUUGUGGCCACCAUGCCUCUGUUUGCCAACGCGGACCCCAACUUUGUGACGGGGAUGCUAAGUAAAUUGAAGUUCGAGGUCUUUCAGCCCAAUGACUACAUCAUCCGAGAAGGCACAGUGGGGAAGAAAAUGUAUUUCAUUCAACACGGCGUUGCGAGCGUCAUCACUAAGUUCAAUAAGGAGAUGAAGCUGACGGAUGGCUCCUAUUUUGGAGAGAUCUGUCUGCUCACCAAGGGCAGACGAACGGCGAGCGUGCGCGCAGACACCUACUGUCGACUCUUCUCUCUCUCCGUCGACCAUUUCAAUGAGGUGCUGGAAGAGUACCCCAUGAUGCGACGAGCCUUCGAAACGGUCGCCAUUGACCGACUGGACCGCAUUGGGAAGAAGAACUCCUUGCUGCUGCAGAAGUUCCAGAAGGAUCUCAAUGCCGGCGUUUUCAACACGCAGGAGAACGAGUUAUUGAAGCAGAUUAUUCGUCAGGACAGGGAGAUGGUGAUGAUGGUGGACCGCAAACAGUCAGUCACCGGGAUGAACUCAACGCCAAUGUCAGGAAACUCCAUCAUUAACUCACCAGCCCAACCGCCCUUCUCCACUGCCUUCGGCACCUCUCAGCUCCAGCAGUCCUCUGUGCCCCUGACCUACAGUGCUUCAGCUAUUGCCAAUGCCUCUGCUGCCCGCAUGCUGCCAGUCGCUGCUGCUGCUGCUGCAAUGCAGGGGGUUUACCCUGCUCCAAGUGUCUCCCAUGGCAACCUGAAUUCUUCCUCGAUCAACCCACAGACCCAGCUACAGCAGCAGGGAGCAAUCUUGUCACCCUGCUCCUUCACUUCCGCCAUGUGUAGUCCAUCGGUGCAGACCCCGUUGGCUGGCCGGAGUUUCCAGUACGGCUCGCGCACCGCCUCUCAGCUGUCACUUUUCCAGCAGCCCCUUGCUCAACCAUCUCUAUCUACACAGCAACAGCUUGCUCAACAGCCUGCUCCGUCGACUCCAGGUGCAUCUUCUUCUGCCACACAGCAGCAGCAGCAGCAGCAGUCAUCACCUCAGCAGCAGCAGCAGGUCCCUUCUCCACAGCGAGGCGACAUUCACAAGAGUACACAGGCUCUUCAGUCAGGCAGCUUGGGUCGAGAUGUCCGACACUUAUCGGCCUCCCAACCAUCACUGCCACAUGACACAUCCCUGGGGCCCAGAGCGCACCCAGCCUCAGGAGACUCUCUGGCCUCCAUUAUGCCACCAACAGCGGCAGCGAUGCAGGGAAUGAAUCUGCAAAGUGGCAUCCGCACUACGGUGCCCCAGAGGGUGAAUUUAUUCCGGCAGAUGUCAUCAGGAGCUUUGCCCCCAGUUCGCUCAGCCUCAGCCGCAGCAGCAGCAGCAGCAGCGGUGGCUGCGGCUGCAGGAGCAGCAGCAUCAUCAUCCUCCUCAACCCAGCACAGGGAAUCCCCCGGAUCUAGGAGAGAUUCUGUCCUGAGCAGUACAGAGACUGAGCAAGACAAAAUGCGAUUUGCAUCAAAUUUAUGAUCCCGUUUUUUUUCCUCUUUUCAUUUUUUUUAACUUCAAUAUGUUUCAGUUCGAUUUUAAAAAUGGAGACGCAGCAAAAAGAGAUGAAAAUGAGGAACGUGUUUGAGCGUUUUUGUUUCUCUCCACCUUUUUUCUUCUCAAAUAACCUCAAAGAAAUCCUGUACAUACAAGCCCUUGUAAUAUAUUUUAGACACAUUGUCUCCCUAAACUUAAGAAUGUAUAUUAUACAGACACAUUUGUCUUUUGUUUUCUUUUAUGCCAUAUUAUAUAUAUACAUAUAUAUGUGUGUGUGUGUGUGUGUGUGUGUGUGUAGGAUGUAAGAUGUGUGAGUGUGUGUGUGCAUGAGACUGUGCGUACAAAAUACAACAUUUGGCAAUUUAAAUGCUGUAGUAUAAACAUCAGUCUUCCUUUCCGAGAAAUAUAAAGAAUUAUAUAUGAUGUAUGAAGAUUUUUUUUUUGUCAUUUUCAUUUUUUUUAAAAACUGGAAUGCAUUGUGGAUUUUGAAAACAACUGUUUUUUUGUUUGUUGCUUUUUUUUUACCACGAGGAAGAAGAAAAUUAUCUUCCCUAUUGAGCAGCUUUAGGCACCACUGUGGAAUAAUAAGUGCAAGCAACUCUGAAAAUAAUCUCAAGAAGCACACACCUAUACACAAAAAUCAAUCACAUACCAAUUUUCCUGAACCUUCAUGUCACAAACCAACAAAUACUGUAACUAAGUGUUAUGCUGCUGUCAAUGAUGAAAAAACAGUCGGAGUGCUGAGCUGCUGUUUCCCCCACAACAGCUCACAUACAAACCAUGACAGUGUUAUGGGUCAAAAGGGAAUAGAUAAUAGAGAUGCUGAUUUUGUCGUUCGCUUGUUUGUUUUUGAGGAGAAUGGAACGCGGAGAAAGACGGAUGGAUGCUAUUGUUUUCUAUUUCUGAUUUCAGAUGGCUGAGAUGUAACGUUGCUUAAAAAUGUGUGUAUAUUUAUAGUAUUUAUAAACUAAAGAUUAUCACCAUUAUGCAAUAGACUGUGACAUAAAGAUUACCUAUAUGUGUGCUGUAAAUAGUUUUGUAGAUCUAGUAUUUACAGAUACUGUGUGGUGCAUUCUCUAUCAUAACAUGUCUUACUUCUAUCAGGAACCUGGAUCAUCUAUAUGCGACAAAGGUUAGGAGACUAAAUACAUUAUGUUUCAUACGAGAUAAACAAACCUUAAUGCAAUAGCUAGCACUACUUUAUGCCGAGAGAAGCCUGAUUGGCGGACAUUUAAGAACCCCCUCUCUCUGUGUAUACUAUCCUUAGUCCUAUUUCUGUUUAAAUACACAUCGAAUGAACAUAGACAAUAUUUAACUGCUGAUCAAAUUGAAAGUAAACAUGCUUUUUUUUUUGCCUCAUUUCCUCAAUGGAUCAUUUUUCAUCUGUGGGAUUCCUAAAGAGCAAACUGUUUAUCUUCGUUUCAGGGCAGAAGUGAGGCUCACGUUUUUGAUGCAUUACAUCAUUUAUUUAGUUUUAGUGCUUGCUCAUCUGGCUUAAGGUUUUACAGUACAAUAAAAAAAAAAUGUACUGUAAGUGCUCACAACGUAAUUAUUGUAGUUGAGGAGUCUGGCACAAC
Solea solea (common sole) is the source of this 4738-nucleotide messenger RNA. RefSeq names its product potassium/sodium hyperpolarization-activated cyclic nucleotide-gated channel 1 (gene hcn1). The record is from RefSeq and is a predicted model, not a curated record. Bases 303 to 3146 code for a protein of 947 amino acids. Gene Ontology annotation, biological process: transmembrane transport; potassium ion transport. Lineage: Eukaryota; Metazoa; Chordata; Actinopteri; Pleuronectiformes; Soleidae. Gene Ontology annotation, cellular component: membrane. Gene Ontology annotation, molecular function: voltage-gated potassium channel activity. The transcript is spliced from 8 exons.